GCCGGCACAGCUUCAGGCUUCGGUCAGUCGUAGCUCUGCUGAGUUGGUGCGCGGUGCUAUCGGCGCGUACGCGUUUAUCGCAACACUGUAUAUGCAUACAUGUAAGUGGCUUUAGUCGAUCGAUACGCAGGAUGUGCGUGUCACCGGUAGCCGACUGCCCCUUUGUGUAACAAAAAAAGAGGGUCUAAAGCUAAGCCUUAGCCCUUUUCAUCGUCGACUUAUAUCUUACAACUACCGAGAGGAAGAGAGAGAGAGAGAGAGAGAGAGAGAAAACGUGAGGAAGACGCAGAAUGAGAGGCCUUAGGUGCACUGGCCUUUCAUCGACGACGAGAUCGAGAAUGACGAUGUGCAGUCACCAUCAACAGCGUCGUCUUUCACGGACCUGAGAGUUUUCAACGCAUUAAUCAUUUCGACAAUCCGGAAGAAUUUUGCCUUUCGGUGAAAUAUAUAUUCCCAACCAGACAACAAGGUCAUCCUACGUGAAAUUAAUUCCUUUAUCAAGCAUGCAAGUCGCCCAGAUUACAAAGGAAGAGCUCCAAGGGAAUCUCGAAGAGACAAAAAUACGCACUCAGACGGUAUGAUCGCGUGCUGGGUCUUGGUCGGCGUGCUGGGGGCACUUGUGCUCUUGCACACACUUUUCGAGGUGCACUACUUUAUACGCAUGUUCGCUACUGUGUUCUUCGCCAGGUUUUGCCGAAAACGCGUUCAUAUUCUUGAGGAGACUUCGAUUUAUGCAUUAUGCACGACCACGGAUAUAGAUUGGUUGUUGAAUCACAUGAACAAUGCGCGCUACCUGCGUGAACUCGACUUUGCCCGAGCGGAUUUCUAUGAGCGCACAAAUCUUUAUCGCGAGAUUUGCUCUCACGGAUCAGGAGUUGUACAAGGAGCUGCCACAAUCAGGUACAGAAGAUUUCUGAGGCCUCUCACCAUUUUUAAGAUUACAUCUAAGAUAAUUUAUUGGGACGAUAAGACGAUCUUCAUGGAACAUCGUUUUGUCACACCGUCAGAUGGAUUUAUAAGGGCGAUAGCAAUAUGCCGGCAGCGAUUACUUGACUGCAAUGCUGAGACGGUAAUGGGUGCACUCAUCGAUCGUGGUGUCAAGCAUAACGGUAACCUCGAGGCUGGAGUCACUCAGGUACCGCACGUACGUCCAGAGAUGCCACCAGAAGUGGCUCGGUGGUUGGAGUCCAACGACAUAUCGUCAGUUAAUCUGCGCCGACAAACGCCUACAUCGCCGCAACCAACGUAUCCUCCAUCGUCGCUACCACAGACACAGACUGUUGCGACGCAUUGCUGACAAUCGGAGAGUAACGUCAGCUAUGACGGACACUCAUUGUACGAGACGACUCUCGUCUAAAAAAUUUCCUUUGCAAUUCUUCCUAAGCGUAUAUUUUAUGUAGUUUUAAGUGGUGUACCUUAUAUUUCGAUCGAGUCUAGUCGAUUGAACGUUUUUGGUAUGACGUCUAUAAGAUCUUUAGCAUUCUUUCCUUUUAAAUUGAAUUUUUGUAUAAUUUUUUAUAACAAUUUUAAGGACAUUACAAUUUUGUACAAUAAGACAUUUUACAAUUUUGUGAUAUUCUUUUCUCUCCUAAAAAUAUAGUCAUAUUAUUAUGUUUUUUAUUGAAGUUGAUAAUUGACCUUUACAAGGAUUCAGUAUUAGUAAUUAAAUUAGGAUAUUUUUGAAAUAGAGUUUUCAGUUUAAAUAUUAUUGCAGAAAAUGCAAUCAAAAAUUGAAUUAAAAUUUUGUGAAAAUUGUUUAUCCCUAUGAUUCAAUUUUAUAAAGAAUACAUCCUUUAUUUUUAAAAGUGUAUACAUCUACCUAAGUUAAGUAGUUCGAGUUUGGUUUGUUAAAGUACACCUUGCCUUUGACUGAUAUGUGAAGCGGUUGGAUCGUCUGCCAUUGUUGAAAUGUAGGAGAGCUUAUGACAUAGAAAAGAAAUAUAAAUACCUCACGAGGAAUAGAGGAGUCAAAUCAACCAUAUUUUCAGGUGAACGACAAUGAUCAAGAUAAUUGCCGUUAAGCAAGUUCUGUUGUGAUAUUUAUUAUUGUUACUAAUUAUGAAUUUGUGGUGUUUAUUGUUGAAAAUGAUAAAUUAUUUUGACCUUUUAUGAAAAAAAAUGAAUUAGUGGUAUGAAUUACUGGUCUGUUUAAUUUUUAAUGAUAAACAUAUGCAAGUACUUAAAAUAUAAAAUAAAUUCAAGUGAUUAAUUUUAAAAAUUAAUCUCAGCUGUAAAAGUAUAUUUUUUACAUAAUAUAUGAAACGUUUCAUCAUCAACGUUAAUUUUUAUGAUAUAACCAAAUACAUUAAAGCAGUUCUGAAAUUGUUAUUAGUAAAAAUAGUAGUGGUUAAGGAAAUAUAAUGACGAGUUAAAAUAUUAGUAUUUAUUUGGUAAUUAUUAAAUAGCAUUUUUAAUUUUUUAAAUGUAUUUCUACUUCGAAAAUAAAAUCUACUUCCAUUGUGUACUUAAAGUAUAAUAAAACUACUAUUUAUAAAUAGUUAUGGUCUAUUUAUAAAGAAAAAAGUCUUUGACUUACUGAUCAUUACUUCUUUUAAUUUUUGAAUGGUGAUUGUUGAAUCAAAAUGACUUUUCAUUCAGAAUGUUGUAAUUAUUGUAAGUCAAACUUGUUUUUUAAAUAAAAUUAUAUAUUAUUUAUUUAACCUUUUUUUUAUGCAUAUUUGCAAGUAUAUAAUAAUUUUACAUUAAAUUACUUCAACAGUCUUAAAGCUGUUUUAUGAUCUGAUAUAACAGCGUACUUCUUGUAAAAAGCCCGUAGAAAUGUAAGAUUUAGUUAUAUUUAGCCAAAGAUUAUAAGUUGUGAUCACAAGAUGACGCGCCAUAGUUACUGCAUAGUUAUGUGUAAACGAAAAUUGGAAAAAUAUUGGAAAUUUAAGUGAACCGUCAAAUGUAUCGGUAUGAUAUACAUAUAUGACGAAAUUAUUAUUUUUUAAAUAAUAAAUACUAUGUUUUAAUAUUGCAGUUAUGCGAAAAUAUUAUUCAGAAUUGAAUUUCGAGACUUUGAGUUAAUUAUUUAUAUUACAUAUUACAAAUAUGCGUAUAUUUUUCUUCCACUGUACUCAAAGAAUACUACUGCGUGACGAAUCAUUUAGACUUAUUAAUUUUUUUAUGAAUUGUUUGGAUGAAAAUUUGAUAAUAAAAUU
Molecule: messenger RNA, 3161 nt
Organism: Phymastichus coffea
Lineage: Eukaryota; Metazoa; Arthropoda; Insecta; Hymenoptera; Eulophidae
Product: protein THEM6
Exons: 7
Coding region: 578-1297 (239 amino acids)
Source: RefSeq, a predicted model, not a curated record